Drosophila grimshawi is the source of this 1102-nucleotide messenger RNA. RefSeq names its product ras suppressor protein 1 (gene ics). The transcript is spliced from 3 exons. Lineage: Eukaryota; Metazoa; Arthropoda; Insecta; Diptera; Drosophilidae. The record is from RefSeq and is a predicted model, not a curated record. The coding region runs from base 50 to 898 and encodes 282 amino acids. Gene Ontology annotation, molecular function: protein binding.
CAACAGAAUCUGACGUUAACAGUGCGCUUAACAGCGAACAACAACAACAAUGAAUCAAUGUCUGCCUGUUAAUGCAAAAAUGUCUAAGGCGAAGAAGGUUUUGGAUGAAGCGCGUGAGACGCAAAAUCGUGAAUUGGACCUCGUUGACAAGGGCCUGGUGUCCUUCGAGGAGCUGCCAGGACUCUUUAACAUGUCGAAUAUUACACGGCUAACGCUGUCGCACAACAAGAUCAGCGUCAUUAGUCCUGGGAUUGCCAAUUUGCUGAAUCUGGAGAUACUCAACCUGUCCAAUAAUCAACUCAGCGAACUGCCCGUUUCCCUCUCCUCGAUGCCAAAGCUGCGCAUUCUGAAUGUGUCGAUCAAUCGACUGGGAAAUCUGCCGCGCGGCUUUGGCGCCUUUCCCGUGCUCGAAGUGCUCGAUUUGUCGUACAACAAUUUGAACGAACAGCUGCUGCCGGGCAAUUUCUUUGGCAUGGAAACGCUGCGCGCUUUGUAUUUGGGUGACAACGAUUUCGAGUACAUACCCAAGGAGCUCGGCCAGCUGAAGAACCUACAGAUAUUGGGCCUAAGGGACAAUGAUCUGUUGGAGCUGCCACGCGAAGUUGGUGAUCUGCUGCGGCUGCGCGAGCUGCACAUCCAAAACAACCGACUGCAAGUGCUGCCGCCCGAGGUGGCACAGCUCGAUCUGCUCAGCAACAAGUCGGUGAUGAAAAUGGAGGAGAAUCCUUGGGUGAAUCCCAUUGCCGAGCAGUAUCUGUUGGGCAUCAGUCAUGUAAUUGACUAUCUCAAAACUGAUACCUACAAAAUCAUCUAUAAUCGCCACAUGCAGGGCGGAAGAGGCGGGCCACCCCCGCCCAAGGCCGACAAGAGCAAGAAAGCAUCUCGAGUACGUGCAUAGUGGACCAAAUCGGAGGAUCUAUUGUUUGCGGUCGUGAUGCCAGGCUGCCGGAGCAGCCACUUAUGUGUGUGUUUUGUUCUUAACCAAAAAAAAAGUUUUUUGUAUACUAAUUUUUAAGUAUUUGUACUUUAAUAUUUAAUUCUUGUAAUGUGCCUUUAAUGUUUGCUAACAAAUGCGAAUAAAUAAAAAAAAAAGAAAUUUUAA